Molecule: messenger RNA, 2748 nt
Organism: Lodderomyces theae
Lineage: Eukaryota; Fungi; Ascomycota; Pichiomycetes; Serinales; Debaryomycetaceae
Exons: 1
Coding region: 1-2748 (915 amino acids)
Source: RefSeq, a predicted model, not a curated record
AUGAAGAAAUUGAUAAAUCUGAGUAAAGAGGGCCGCCGUGACAGCAUGGACGACGCUUCGGCCCGCGAGCAGCGACAAUCUCAACCCCCAUCCAAAACUGAUCAUAUAAACCCCCCUGCGAACCAAUCUGAAAGACAUCAUGCCAUAAAUGCUCCCUCAAGCUCAUCCUCAAUGCUAACAUUUGACGAUGUCUACUCACCAAAUCGACAAAAAGCAAUGUCAACAUCAACUUCGGACAGCAAACUCACACCAGAGCUCACAUCACCAACCAAAUCACUAAAGACUUUUCUAUUCAAGAAUAGACUUUCAUCGUAUUCCAUUGAUAGUAUAAGUGAAGCACCUGAAUUGGAAUCACAAGUUACUCAGGAACAACAAUCUUUAGCAUCUCAACCAGGUGCUACUACUGUACAUGAUCUAACUCCAACCAAGUCUCCAAACCGGCUCUUGAACUUCGGACUUCGGCCCAAGUUCAUUCGUUCAAAGUCUUCAGGAUUGUCGGAUGCAAACCCACCACCGACUCCUUCUAGACUCUCUACGUCAAACCGAAAGAGAGUUACUUUGGAUGAUUUUGCUGAUACCGAUUCUGAUGAUUCUGCAGCAAGUCCCAAUCAUGAGACAAGUGUUGGCGAUCCAGAAAAUGUUAAUUUGCCUAUCUUGUUUGAUGACACAUUUGACGAAUCUGUAAAUUCUGUUUUACAAGAAUACCACAACCGAGAUUCGGAUGCAAGGACCCGAAGCAUGUUUCUUGAAUCUGAUCUAAGACCGAAAAGUGGCGAGUUGUCACUACAGGAAAGUGAGCAGUUGAAAUCAGAUAUCAUACGGCAGGGCUCUAUAAAAUCAAUCGGAGCAAAAACAACACAGGAAGGGGAGCACACUUCCAGUGACAACUCACUAUUCAUUGAUGCAAAAGCAUCGCAGGAACAGUUCAGACAAGGAAACGUUAAGGUGAGUCAAGCUUCACCCACAAUAUUCAAUAGAAUCUCAGUUCUAUCCGACGAGAGCAGUCCCAAAACACCUAGAUCCGAUCGAGAUAGUACAGGUAGCUCUACGCUGUUACGGUUCAAAGUGCACGGUAAUCAAAUUGAACCGGUAAAAAACAAAGCUAGACAUGUGAGUUCCGCCACAAACAUAUCACAAACGGAAACAAACAGGUCUUCAUUGAGGGCGUCGGUUGCCCUCAGUGAUGAUAGCGAAACUAAUGACUCAGGAAGGGCGUCAUUUCCUGAUCCAACUGUAACUCCAUUGGCCACACCAAGAGUAAAUUACAGGGACAGUAAGCACAGCUCGUCAUCGAAUCGAAGUUCAAUCAAUGAUAGCGCAAUAGCAGGUCUGUUGCCUAACACGUCAUCUAGUGGUGGUGGUGGUGGUGGUGGUAAUGUUGGUGGCCGUCUGCAUCUCAUACAGCCCUCGGUCCCACCUCGACAUUCACUAGCCGAUGAUAGCAUAUCUCUCGACGGAGAUGAAUACCAUCUUGACGAAGAGACAAUCAACAGUAAGACCAAAGUCCUGAAUGUGACCAAUUCUUACGUUUUUGAUGAAACAAUGUUGAAAAGUGACGAUACAAAACAUUCGAGUAUGGCACGGUCAUCCAUGUCUUCUGGGGAAUUAUUGAGGAACUUGGUGGGCAGUUCUUAUGAUCAGACUAGGAGUAGUGAUAAUUCUGAUCAACGUCCUCGAAGUCAGUACAGAGAAGGAGGUGCAGCGUCCAGACCAGUGUCAACUAUGUUUAAUGUUUCAAAGCCGAUAGCGACAGUGCCAGAGAUGCCGAUUGAUACCACUUCGGAAAACAUUUACCCCCACUUGCCAUCAAAGCAACGUCUUCCAAGAAUUGGUAGUUCUCAAACCGUCAACGACAUGACAGCUGGAUUGGAUGCAACUAACGAACUACCGAUAAUGUUGUACACUAUACAUAACAAAGACUAUGAUGAGUCCAAGAACAGAUGGUCUGUUUAUGAGAAUCGAAAUAGUCAAAAUACCCAGAAUGCAGCCAGGGAACCUGAGACGGGUGGACUUCUGACCCAUUCGGAAUCACGCACAAAUAGCCCUGAUCCUAACGAAGUGCUAGCUUCCAGGUCCCAGAAAUCGCAUGCUGGAUCUUUGAGUGGAUCAAGUGGGGUGGGGACAAGAUCAACAGCAAGAGUCUCCAACGCAUCGUCAUCAUUGAGUCGUCAUAAACAAUUAGAAGGUAGACAAUUGGACAACCAUCGAGAUGUAUAUAGUGAUACCCCGCAGCCCCACAAUUUGCAAGGUCACAGACAAGAUGACCCCCAUUUACCAGGACAGCAAUUAGUAUUGUCACAACCGAAACGAGAUUUAUUCCUUAGUGAUAGACAACCAUCAUCAAAUAUGAUUGAUGAAGAAAAACAAAUUGACAGCUACACUUAUAACCCGAGUCGAGGAGCAACAAAUUUCCCACGUCAGGAAAAACAAGAAGGAGAAUAUGAGUCAACCUACAAAUUCCUUCCUUACACGUGGCUACAAUUUUCACUACUUAUGCUUGUGGGCCUAGUUGCUCCACCCAUCUAUUUCCUCACGACAGUUGGUGUAUUUGAUGGAAAAGAUGGUCAUGGUUCGUAUUACGGUGGUAUGACUGGUUAUGAAGUGAAUCAUUCAAAUCGAGGAGUUUACGUGAAGAGAUUUACCAAGCUGCAGAAGAUUGUCAGUUUCGUGCUUGGAUUGGCAUGGGUGUUGAUUGUGUUGGCCAUGAUAGGAGUUGGGCUAGGUGUGGGGUUGACGAGAGGAAGUUGA